AUGUACCAGUUCUCCCGUGGUGGCCGCCGGCCGAUUGUCCAGCGCUUCGACGAAUACUACCGAUGCUAUCCUAUGGUCUUCGCCCCCGGGCCCGAGCGACCUGACCUCAACUAUGGAUCCAAGAUCUUUCUCCCGCCAUCUGCUCUCGACAAGGUUUCCAAACUCCACGUACAGUGGCCCCUGAUCAUGGAGAUUAUAAACGGGGAAAAGGGCAAGCACUCGCACGCCGGUGUGCUGGAGUUUGUGGCCGAGGAGGGCAAGGCGUACCUGCCCCAAUGGCUGCAGAUGAUGCAAACACUGGGCCUCGAUGUUGGCGAUCUCAUACAAAUCAAGACGACCUCUCUGGAGCUUGCGAGGCAUGUUAAGCUCCAGCCUCAGUCGGUCAAUUUUCUCGAUAUCAGCGAUCCCAAGGCCGUGCUGGAGAAGGCGUUUAGGAAUUUCGCCACUCUCACCAAGGGUGAUGUGUUCAACUUUUCGUACAAUGACGAAGUCUACGAUGUUGCUGUUCUCGAGGUCAAGCCCGAGACGGAUAAGAUGGGUGUCAGCAUGAUUGAGACGGAUGUCGAGGUUGACUUUGCGCCGCCCGUCGGCUACGUCGAGCCCGAGCGCCAGCCCCGCGGUAGCGGCACCAGCACCCCUCGCAGUGUACGUGGCGGUCUGCCCGCCGGCGGCCUCCUGCACAGCCAGGGCACCAUGGCUCAGGCCAUCAACUACGGUGCCAUCGCACCGUCUGUCACAGCCAACAUUUCCAACUUUUAUGGUGAAGGCCAGCGACUGAAGCCUGGCAAGGCCAGCAAGACGUCCACACCCCAGUCGGCCACCCCCAUUGGCGGUGUAUCAGCUAACCCGGUCCCUACUGGUCCCUUGCCUCGUCGAACGGCUGGACCAGCGCCUCUCCGUCUCCCGCCCAACAAGCUCUUCUUUGGCUAUGAGAUCAAACCGGUCAAAACAGAUGCUGAUAAGGAGCGCGAGAAGGAAAAUGCCAACCGACCCCACUUCGCAGGCCAGGGACAGACGUUGCGUGGAGGCGCCGUGAAGCGUAAGGGCGACGCGGACGAAAAGCCCAAUGUUGAGAAGAAGGGACCCAGCGAAGGACGCAGGUUGGACGGUCGUGAUGGCAAGUAA
Molecule: messenger RNA, 1125 nt
Organism: Verticillium alfalfae VaMs.102
Lineage: Eukaryota; Fungi; Ascomycota; Sordariomycetes; Glomerellales; Plectosphaerellaceae
Product: ubiquitin fusion degradation protein
Exons: 2
Coding region: 1-1125 (374 amino acids)
Cellular component (GO): VCP-NPL4-UFD1 AAA ATPase complex
Molecular function (GO): polyubiquitin modification-dependent protein binding
Source: RefSeq, a predicted model, not a curated record